Linum tenue is the source of this 2601-nucleotide messenger RNA. Lineage: Eukaryota; Viridiplantae; Streptophyta; Magnoliopsida; Malpighiales; Linaceae. The record is from the annotation of a GenBank genome assembly.
UCGUAGAUGACAGAUUCCUUAGGCAUCACGUUCGAUCGGUUGGAUCAUCGUGAGGUCCCGGGUCCAUUUCCAGAGCAAGGAAGCACGAAAUCCAAGCCACGAAGAAAACCUGCCUGAGCACAAAAUUCCAUUGCACUCUCUUCUCUCCCGAUCGAUUCCGUUUCCCAGUCACAGACCCAACCGAUUUCGAUUCCCAGUUCGCAAUCACGAUACUCCCUUGGAGGAAAUUCAUUUGCAGUCCAUGAUGGAAGAAGGCGGGACCGACACCAACAACAAAACGAAGAACUCGCCGCCGACAAGUGAAAGUAUGGAGUCCCGCGGGACUCGCGGAAAGGAUGAACCGCCACAGCCGGAGCAGGAAGUGAACACCGGUGGAGGCGGUGGAGGAGGAGGCGGAUGGGGAGGUUGGGGUUUCUCUUCAGUCCUCUCAGAUCUCCAGAAAGCUGCCGAAGAGAUCUCUCGCAAUGUGCGGUGUCAAAACUUUCAAACUCAAAUCGGUUUACUUAUCACUUCAUUCCUCCAUGCUUUGAUUCUUAUGAGUGUUCUUGUAUUUGGCUGUGGUUUUGAGUUUUUUUCGGCUCACUGUUAGAUCCAGUUCAAUGGCGGACUCAGGGGUUUCGAUGUAAUGUACAGAAGAAAACGAUGAUUUGUGAAUUAUUUACUUCAUUGGCUCUGUUACGCUGGAGAACGCGGUUGCAUGUAUAUAUAGUAUGUAUGGAUCUUGUAUGUUUCAGCUGAACUAUGUUACAUUCUGGAUGCAGGCAGCUGUGGCUGCAGAGAAAGCUGCAAAAAGCAUUGCGGAUAUGAACCUCGCCGAGGACUCUGAAUCCUCCAAGGGUGAAGAUGAGGGAGAUGAAGCUGCAAGUGAUAAGCAAACCGAAGAGGAGACGGAUGAGUUACGAAAAUCGGCUUUGGAUAAGUUGGAGAAAGCUAGUGACGAGUCCGUACUCGGUCAGGGCCUAAAAGAUCUUGAUCACUCCGUGGAGAAUUUUGCUACUGGAGCUUGGCAAGCAUUAGGAAAUGCAUGGAAAAGUAGUUCCAGCUUUGUUCAAAGGCUAGAGAAUUCUGCCGUGAACCUUGCAGAAACAAUUCAAAAGGAUGGCAUACAGGGUGCAGCUGGUUCUGUUGCACCAAACUUGCUAGAGUCUGGGAAGGCAUUCACAACUAAAGGAAUGCAAGUACUUGAAUAUGUUGGCAAGGAGACAAUGGAUCUCUUAAUCACAGAGACCGGCAUGGAUAUUGAGAAGAAUUCUAAAGGCCCUGGAAAAGAGGGUGAGGAUCAGUUGCUUGAGGAUGUAACAUUUGAUCGAUGCUUCUAUAUAUAUGGAGGUCCAGAGCAUUUGGAGGAGCUGGAGGCCUUGUCCAGCCAUUAUGCCCUCUUGUUUAAUCGAAGGAAAGCAAAAUUGUCAUCAGAACAGAAGUCUGUACUUGAUGGACAGCUUAAAAUGGUUCAGCAAACUUUGGAUCUGGGUAUUGAAAUGGAUGGAAAUGGAACCGAGUCAAAUAAAGGGAAGAAAGUGGAGACUGGAACUAAGGGAAGUAGUGAUGAAAUGAAAACCUUGCAUGAUUCAAGUGUCAGCAAAGCUGCUGACAUGGCUGCAGGGUAAUGUUAGCUUUACAUCUGACUGCUGUAAACUCCCACUCUUGUCCUUGUGGCUGUUAACUAAUGAGAUAUUGCUGUUGACUGCAAAUACUUUCCCACUCAUUUGCAGGUUUACCAAUGCUCUAGCAGGGCAAAGUGCAAAUGACAUGAUUCAAAGAACUUCCGGCAGAUUAGACACUCUUCACUCAGAGGGAAUUCAUAGACUCUCCGAUAUCACCUGUUCUGCGGUCUCCCAGCUUCUGAUGCUUGGUAAAUCCAUAAUAGCCCAUGCUAACAAACUUCCCAAAGAAGAUGCCGAGGAGGACGUCAUAAAAGUCGACUGGCCUGAAGAUUCUGUUGACAGAGCGAAGCUAAUCAGGGAAAAAGCACAAACUAUGGCAGGAUACGUCGAAGCUGUUUCCAACAGCUUUAUCACUGGCAUAGCCGAUGUAGCUGAAGCUUAUCUAGCAGCCAUAAAGGGCACAACCACUGCUGCAGAUAGCCGUGAAGAUCUUCCGAAGAAAUCGAUCGAAGAAAAAGCCAAGACCUUCGCCCAGCUCCUCCGGAGUGAUCACAUCACAGCAGUCGGGAAAAUACGGGAUGGACUUCAGUACCUGUCAUAUGUCAUCAUCUCCACAUCUAUGCCUGCUGCUGCUGCUGCUUGAUAUGCAACUUGGCUUUCUGUCUGGUUCCAGUUUGUCUGUGAUUGUACUUUGUACAUAAUGGUUCAGGAUAGGAUGAGCAUUCUUGGUUUCUGAUAAGAAUAGCUCAAAACUGACUUGGGUUUUCUUAGCAAGGGUUCAAAUUUGAAUACUAGAGACCUCUCGAGUGUUAGAACAGGUUGUUUCCCAUGUGAAGGACUGGUACUGCUAUAUGAUCAAUAAUUAGAAGGCAACCAAGGAAAAAGAUAUAUAUACGGUGGGAAUGUGUGGGUGCAAAUUAGAACUGUUUUUGCUUUCUUUUCUUCGCCAAGUGAAAAUGAGAUUUUUGAUGUUUGAAAAGAUGACAUGAUUCAGCGG